UGGCAGGGGGCGCCGGCGCCCUCCGCAGUGCGGCAAGGGGCGAGAGGUCGCGUGGGACUCCGGGUGGACAGACGCGCGGUGUGGACCCUGGGGACGGGGGUCCCACCGUCCGGUUUCUGUUUAGGGCUAGGGGUCCCUUUGCUUCCUUGUCAAGCGUUUCAGUCAAAUUCCAGGUGUGGGAACGCUGCUGAUAGUUCCCACCCGGUGUUCUAGGUGGUGAGUGUGGGAAAGAUGGCCUGUGAUGGAGGCCCGGCCUGGGUUGGCAGCAUCACUUUGGUGUCCCUCCCAGUCCUCAGGCCGACCAAAAGUGCGGAGUGAGUUUGUGGUGGAGGGAGAUGGGCGUUAGCUGGGCCGGGCUCUGUGCUAGCUAGGCGGAAAGCCUUUUUUGGCUUGAUUUGGAAUUGUCCAUAGUUGGUGUUAGGAGCAAGGCAAGACCCCUUUGGACUAAGAAGGCUAACGAGUGAUGAAGCCCUCGUGCUGAUGCUUUAAGAGAAAUGUAGGGUUUGGUUUCACUGGGACGUCCUAGUGGGAUUUGAAUUUUUGUACCUAGAAGUUGAGUUGCUUACCAUGUAGACUGUGGGUCAAUAUCUGCAAGGAUUGACAUUUUGGGAUGAAAAAGUUCUAGAGCUUUCUAUCCCUGUGGUAGUAAUCUGAGUACAAUUCCUGUAAUGAGAUGUGAGAUGUUUGUUUUACAGUUGUGCUGUCCUUGGGUUAGGUAUGCUAUUAUCGCCUGAGCUUUUGUCCUUGUAAUUUAAUUCUUUGUUACAAGAGUGUCAUUUGGAAGAGGGAUGUUAUUAAAUGCCCUCAAAGACUAGUAUUUUUGUCUGUUUGCUAGGCUUGGUGAUAGCAGUGCUGUUACAUUUGGGAGAAGCUGUUACACUUCUUGGACAUUUUACUUAGCUUCCUAAGCAGGCCUAAGUAGUGAAAUUUACAGAACUGUGUUACCAGUUCUUUUUAUUGAGUUAACUAGGUUUAGAGUGUCAUGUAUGCAGAGAAUAUUUUUACAAACUAUACUGCUACAGUUUCAGUAUUAUGCACUUACUAAAUAGUUAUCAUUUGUCUCUGGCAGGUUGGUGAGAAGCAAAUGAAACUGUGAAUAUAGACUGUGGAUGAAAGCAAACUGGUGCACUGUGUAAAUUAAUAUGUUAUCCUUUACCUAUCAGUAAUGAGUGGUAUUUAUCAGGGAUGAAGAAAUUACAUGCAUUGGGGCUAACUCUCAGGAACUUGAUGAGUUUCCAAAUGAAAUACUGCUUCUGCAUUGAUAGGAGACUUUUAAAGUUAUCAGCUUGCAUCAGCUAAUAGUAUUGUUCACAUAUAGACUACAGGGUUGAGGGGUGUGUGACUGUGUUGUACUGCGAUCAGUUUCUGAUGAAGAACAAUCAGUAGUAUAUGUUCCAGGAGUUUCUACAGAAGGAAAUAUGAGAUCAAGACACAAAUUGCUAAAUCCAAGAGCUGAUGCUAAAGUUAAGACCCCCAGGGUGACUGAUGCUUCGGUUUCUGUGGAAUCUUUAAAAGGUGCAGGAGAUUCACUAGAUGAACAGAAUUUCUGCAAGGAGGGAAUCAAGAGUGCAUCAUUGAAGGAUUUGUGUCUUGAAGAUAAAAGACGCAUUGCAAACUUAAUUAAAGAAUUGGCUAGAGUAAGUGAAGAGAAAGAAGUGACUGAAGAACGACUGAAAGCUGAGCAGGAAUCAUUUGAAAAGAAGAUCAGGCAGUUGGAAGAACAGAAUGAACUGAUCAUAAAAGAAAGGGAAGCUCUUCAGCUACAGUAUAGAGAAUGUCAGGAACUUCUAAGUCUCUAUCAGAAAUACUUGUCAGAACAGCAGGAGAAACUCACCAUGUCUCUCUCAGAACUUGGUACUGCUAGGAUGCAAGAGCAACAGAUAACCAAUAGGAAAAAUGCUCUGCAGUCUUCAUCUGUGGAAUUGGAUGGCUCCUACUUGAGUGUAGCCAAACCACAAACCUACUGUCAAACCAAGCAAAGGCCCAAGUCUGCGAACCAGGACUUAGCUUCAGAAUCUUUUAUGGCAUUCGGGAAUAAUUCUUUGAAAUCAGCAACCCUUUCUCAACCCAAAGGAGGUCUGGAGAGGCUGCCAAGAGAAAUAACAACAUGUAAUUAUGAAUCUCCAGGGAGAAAACCACUGAUUGCAGCACCAACAGAAAUAGCUCCACUAGAAGAACUGAAGAUUAAGGAAUGUCCAAACCUUAAGCCUACUCCAUCUAAACAAUGCUGUGAUCACAGACUUUCUGAAAAUAAAGAUCAUGUUCAUGAGCUCCAUCCUACAAACCUGGCCUUUCAGUAUUCUAAGACACAUCCAGAAUCAUGCAGUCAUUGUGGGAUUUCUUGGGCAUCUGACAUGUACAAUAAAGGAGCACCACAACCCAAUGAAACCGAAGUGAAAAAGCAUCUCUCAGAAGACAGACGGCAACAACUGAUACUUCAAAAAAUGGAGCUAGAAAUUGAAAAAGAACGCCUUCAGCAUCUGCUAGCUCAGCAGGAGACAAAGCUACUACUGAAACAGCAGCAACUUAAUCAGUCUCGACUGGAUUAUAAUUGGCUAAAAUCUCAAGCUGUACUUAAACCAAAGGAACUGGUUGCAGACAAAGAAUUUUUUAAACCUCGAGAGCGCAGUUUGGAUAUAAAUGAGAAUGACUCCAGACCAAGUUUAUUAAAGUCAAAAUGUAAUGGAUGGCUUCCCAGAACUUCAUCAUCCUUUAAAAAAUACCAACACUCCCCAAAUAGUGGAGAGAAUAAGAAGGAGAAAAAGACCAUUGGGUUUCAGUCACAUACAGAAGAUGAUGCCAAGUGGAUGUGUCAAAAGAAAGAUACAUGUGGCCCCCAGAGGGGAAUUGUGUCAGAAGUUAGAAAAGAUGCAUCUACAUCACCUAUACCAACAGGAAGCCAAAAGGAUCUUGAAAUCAAGACCUCAUCAUCUUUCCAAUACAACACCCCACGGUACGAGACAUCUUUGUUGGAUUUGGUUCAGUCUCUGAGCCCGAACUCUGCUUCCAAACCUGAGCCUCAUCUCUCCAGAGAAGCUGGAACUUGGAAUCACAGUACUCUCCGACUUAGUCCUCAGAAAUCAACAUGGAAGAAGAUGGGAGCCUGCAGGACCCCUGAAGAUCUGGAGGAGAAACAAAUACUGGAAGACAUAUUUUUCAUUUGACUUGAAACACAGGCUACAAAUUUUUCAUAGGAAAUUUUCAGAUUUCUUCACAUACUGAUCUAGGAUGUUAAAUUAUUUAACUGCAAAGUAAUUGUGUCCUUUUUCAGGAACCUAUCUCACUGGCAUCUUGUUAUGUUUGAAUAUAGAAAUCAUUCUAACAACCUAAGAUGUUUCUGAUCAGCCCAAUCAGUAAAGAACACAUUAAAGGGAGAUGGGCUGGCAGAUGGGUAUCUUUUUUUUUUUUUUUUAAGCCAGAGAUUAGAACUAUUCUUACUUUCUACAGAGUAGACACCAUUGCAUAUCCAGCACCACUUCAGUUUUCUUUCUCAGUGUUUUGCUGGAAAACAGUUGGCUUUCUUUUGUGCAUAAGCAAAACCUACCCACUGGUAGAUCCCUCAAAUAUAAAAGUAGCCUUUUUGUAACACAAAUGAUUUCAGAAAGUUUCAUCAUCAUCCUGUUCUCUCACGACCACUUUGAUCUGAGUGUCAUCACUUAAUUCUGAAGUUAGAGUUGGUGCCCUUACUAUUGUAAGCAACACUGAGGACCAGCCGUGAGUGAGUCUUGCAGUGGUAAUCAGCUGGAUGGUUCCCCAUCCAUAAGCAAAAGGCUCUAUAGGCUGGAGGAAGGGCCAGACAAAUCCUUGGAAACAAGCACCAUUGAAUCAUAUGGAAUGAUUGCCUGGGAAAGUGCACUGGAGAGAUAAGCCUGGAACAUUUCCCUAUCAAUUUUCAGGUGAUUAUUUCUCCAUGUUCUGAGAAUACAUAAGAGCAAGCUCUAGGAAGUAUUUGUUCAUCUGUGAGCAUCUGUGCUCUUGAAGUUCUCAUGGUUGUGUCUGGGGAAGUAUCACUAAAGAAACUCUGUCCUUUCCUUCCUCCCUCUUGGUGAGGAUGAAAGGCCCUUGCUGGCCAGGCCCUGGCAUGCUCUGUCUAGAAAAGCCAUGUCGAGCAACCUUCUUUCCUUGUCAAAGAUCUGAAUCUCCUUUCUUUUCAGAUUGAACCUGGCCCUGUUGCUGUACUCAGGCUUCAUUUGAAUCUUUUUGUUUUGUUUCAAAGACAGAAAAGGGAACCUUCCAGUAUCAUAUUCUUAAUCUGAGGUGAAUACAAGGUCAUGACUAACUAGUUGUAGACCCUCCCUUGAAAACUUGAAAAUCAUUGCAGAUUAUAUUUUCUAUUAAAGUUUACCCCUGUGAGAGUAACCAAAUCAGUCUCAUCCCAUUUUGCCUUUGGAAUCCUGUGCUUUCAUUGCUGUGGCGGAAAUGUCUGCAGACUUAGAGCCGUCAGUCAUUUUCUCAAAAUUAGGUUUCCAGAACUGCCCCUUGUGCCCAUGUGUCACAGCCAGCUCAAGUAUACCUUUCUAGUGUGGAUCAGCCAUAACCAUAGACACAGUCCUUCCUGCUCUCUGGAGGGAAGGGAUCCAGGAGAAUCAAGUCAAAGGUUAUAAUUUCUUUAAGAGCCUGUUUGCCUUUACAAGAAUCAUAACCUAAAAACUGAAGGCUUUUGAGGCAGUCGCAUGCCAGCAAAUGGAGUUUAUUUCUUUAUACCACCCUCCCAAAAGGGUAGUUUAGAGGGGAAAAGAAGAAUUUCAGUCAACAGUAGUUCUUGUAUGUCCCCCCCACACACACCAGUUGCCUUUCUCUGUCCUGUAGACAUUAUGUCCAUGUUGGUGUGCGGUCAAUUGGACGUGAAUUUGUACAUAAUCUAGUGUCUUCACUAUUUGAACAAUAUAUAUUAACAAUGUAAUCUGUAUGAAAUUUACUUUGAAUAUAUAUGUUGUUGCAGAGCCUGGAAGCUUAAUCUGAUUGCAUAUUGUUCCACCAAGAAAGGAAUUGAGUGCUCCCAAUAGCACCUGGUUGGGAUUUGCUUACCUGACACUUAGAUAGUUUAUCAAAAGCAAGACCGGACGUAUAUUGAGGUUGCCACAUGCUACAGCAUUGUUUACCAUAUAAGAGAAAAACAAUCAGUGCUUAUAAAAUGCAAGAGUCUGUCCAUUGAAACCCCCUAAGUAAAUCCCACAGUAUAUGAUUUUUAAAAAUCAAAGUUGGUCAUAAAAACCUGUGAUGACAUCAGUCUUCCAGGAGGCACACUUGUGUUUAUCCAAACCUGAACUCAGAAUGGGGACUUACCCAGAGCACCCCAAAUGGUAUGUGGGAGGGACUUCCCCCUCCUGCACAGCCACUCUUUUCACUUGUCCCUGCUUCCAACAUCAGGAAGCAUCCUGAAGAUUUGCUGGCCAGAAACUGGGAAAUGGAAAAGCCUAAAGGAGCAGAGCUGAGUGCAAUCUGCUGAGAGAAGUAGAGGCUCUGGCUUUCUGUGAUUCUUAAUGUGGGCAAAUAUUUAUACGUGUAUGAAAUUUUAAGUAAAUAAAUUAUGACAAUUUUCCCCAUGUA
Messenger RNA from Cavia porcellus (domestic guinea pig), 5550 nucleotides. Its product is annotated as KIAA1328 ortholog. The transcript has 11 exons. Lineage: Eukaryota; Metazoa; Chordata; Mammalia; Rodentia; Caviidae. Bases 1419 to 3164 code for a protein of 581 amino acids. The record is from RefSeq and is a predicted model, not a curated record.